Messenger RNA from Lecanosticta acicola, 4365 nucleotides. The record is from the annotation of a GenBank genome assembly. NCBI's taxonomy places the organism in Eukaryota, Fungi, Ascomycota, Dothideomycetes, Mycosphaerellales, Mycosphaerellaceae.
AUGGCAACACCGCAAUCCGUUGUGGCGCGUGAUUACGGAUCCCCAGAUCGUGUGCCAACGAUCUUGACGCCGCCGCCAGAAGAGCCUUCCCGUGAUCGGGUCCCAACGCCGCAGAGUCCAGCCCCGCCGAUGGAACAUGCUAAACUCGAGCGACAGGGGAGCGCUAACUCGCGUCUCUCUGCGCCUGGCUCGCAUGAAGGUGUGCGCAAUCGUAAAGUGUCGCGAUCCAACACCGUCAGGACCUUUCUGGAACAUCCUCAGGAAGCCCCUGCUGGCGACGAGAACUACUAUCCUGGAGCCGAACCCGGUAUCGACACUACUGCGGACGAUGACCAGAUACCGGACCAUCUGACGAACCUCAAAACACAGUGUGAAAUCAACAUCAUCGACUAUUCCGAUCAGGAAGUACAUCAUCUCAAAUCGGACAAUGACGGCCUCGCUGAGGCCUUGAAGACGCCUCGGACAGAAGCCCUACCUUGUCGAUGGAUUUCUGUGAACGGGCUCAGCUGGGAUGUCAUCAAGACUCUGGGAAACCAAUUCCAUCUGCAUCGAUUGGCUAUUGAAGAUUUGAUGCAUACCCACACGAGGACGAAGGUGGACUGGUACGUAGACCAUGCCUUCAUCGUGCUCACGUUGCAGAAGCUUGUCCGUCUGCACCAGCAUAACGGCAGCGACGAGAAGUGUACCUGCACAAACGGCGCGGAUUCCGAUAGCGACGAGUUCAACGAGAAGCAUGGGCAGCAUCAAAAAUCAUUCGCCCGCCAGAGCUGGUGGGACUGGGCCACGGGCAAGCGACGGCCAGAUGUGCUGCCACGAUACUUGGACAGGAACAAAGAUGGUAAAAUGGAUGAAUUCAUCAGCGCGCACAGUGGGCUCUCCGACCAGACGCCUAUAAAGCCGAUUCGCACGCUCCACCGGUACGAGAGCGCUCAAAUACCGGAACACACUGCGUGGAUGGAGAGACACAGUGCACUUACGAACGAGGACAUGACCGUCAGUGUCGAGCAGGUGGCCAUUUUCCUCUUGUCAGACAAUGCCGUCAUCUCUUUCUUCGAGCACUCGGCUGAGGACAUCGAGACACCAAUCCUGAAUCGUCUCAGUAGUAAGGAGACGAUGCUGAGGAGGAGCUGCGAUGCAUCUCUGCUUACCCAAGCCAUCAUCGAUGCCAUUGUGGAUCUGGCGGUUCCAGUCAGAGACGCGUACAACAAGGCCCGAAAAGAGCUACAAAUCGAUGCCAUGACCAACCCCGAUAUCCGGACUUCACGGGCGCUGCAUAUCUUCGGCGAGGAAGUCGACAUGCUGCAGAAUCUUGUUAAGCCAAUUGUGCACCUAGUCAACUCCCUACGCGACCACCAGACCGACGCGACGGCCGCUGUUUCGGCCAAAGCUACGCCCGUGGUGACGCCCAGCGCCACCGUAUCCGAAGCUGCUGGCGGCGCGAUCCCUGCUAAGACCACACGCGAUCGUCUCGGACAGCCCAUGGUGCGCCACGUGUCGGAUUUUAGAAAAAUCGCACUGAGGCGGGCAGAUGAGGCUACGAGUGUUACGAUCACGCCGCUUGCGCACACCUACUUUGGCGAUGUGCUGGAUCAUUGUAUUACGAUGAUCUCCGCACUCGAGCAGAUGGACGCCAGCGCGAACAACAUUUCGACCUUGAUCUUCAAUACUGUCGGAGCCAAGACGAACAACUUCAUGAUGAUUCUCGCCGUCGUCACGGUCUUUUUCGCGCCAUUGACCUUUAUUUCGGGUAAGCCAGCCCGAAACAACGAUCCUGACCCUCACGACGACCUCGUCGUGUAUACUGAUGAAUUGGUAGGUUACUUUGGCAUGAAUUUUGCGUCGGGCGCCGGAUUAGCUCACCCGUUUGCCUUCUUCUGGAUCGUCGCCGUGCCCAGCCUGGUGGCGUUCAUGUUCAUUGUGUUUGGGUUCAUGCUGUGGGAUAAGAUCCGCGACUGGCUCGCCCAGCGGGGCAUCAAGGCACGUUGGCACGUCCAUCCGCAGAAGAAGAAGCGCUAUUGAUUGAUUGAUUGAUUGAUUGAUUGAUUGAUUGAUUGAGUGAGUGAGUGCAUUUGGAGCAAGCACUGGCCGUUCUUCAAGGCACCUGUGAGAAGAAAAAACAUUUUGCAUCUUUUGGGAGGAGUUGUUCCUCCACACGGUAAUGAGAUACCCCUAGUGUUAUGGCUGUACGAGAAGACGGCGACCGUCGAUUCCAAGCUUGCCUAUUCGAUGUGAUGUGAGGAUCGCCGAUCGGAUCCAACUUCCAUAGCAUCAUUGUAGCUCCCACUGCAGCUCUCGGGCAAGCCAUGAGCGGUGGGGCUCAGGAUUUCGCGAUGAUAGCUUGACCUGCAUGAAACAUGGACUACGACCCAAGUGAGUGUUCCUGCUAGAUCUACCGCCCACGAGAUCACGUCUGAUCAAAACAGCCUGCAAGGAUACCGAGUAAAACGAGCAAAUCCCCUUCGCAAUCCCCGGACGACGAACAGAGAAAUGCCAAGCAAUUCGAAUCCCAUACCCACCUCAACACCUCUCCACACCCUCCCAGAUAGCCAAGAUGAAUUCGACUACAUCAUCGUAGGCGGCGGCACAUCCGGCUGCCUGCUCGCCUCCCGCCUCGCUUCCGCCGCCGGCAACAACAACAACAACAACAACAACAACAACAACAACAACACCCGAACCCUCCUCAUCGAAGCCGGCGGCGAAGCCGAAGAAGACACCGAAAACCUGAUCCCAGGCCUGGUAUUGCCGAAAUACGGCAGCGAAGCGGGCAACUGGCUCUACCGGACAGCGCCGCAGAAGGAACUCCACGGGCGGGCAUUAUCAUACCCGCGGGGCAAGGGGAAGGGGGGGGCCAGCUCGGCGAACAAUUUCAGCUCGUGGGUGCGCGGACCGCGGUGUGAUUGGGAAGCGUGGGCGGCGGCGGCGGUUGGGGAUGCGUGGUGGCGGUGGGGGAAUGUUUUGGGGGAGAUGAAAGGGUUGGAAGAUUUCCAGCAGGGGGCGGAGGAGGUUCCGGGGCAGAGAGGGGGAUGGGUGGAUUUCGCGGCGGAGGAGGGGGUGCAUGCGCGCGGCGGGCCGAUUGGGGUGGGAGUCGGGCGGGAGUGGCAGGCUGUGGGUGGAGUUUUGUCUGCGAGGGGCGAUGGAGGCCGGGUUUGCGUGGAAUGGGGAUCAUAACGAUGGGGAGGCGAUGGGGGUUUCGGUGGCGCAGAUGAAUGUUGAUCGCGGGGAGAGGAGGAGUGCGGCGGCGGCGGCGUUUCUGGGGCGGGAGAAGAGGGAAGAACUCAGGGAGGCGGGGAGGUUGGUGGUUGUUACGCGGACGCUGUGUAGGAGGGUCGUGGUGGAGGGCAAGAGGGCUGUCGGGGUGGAGUUGAUCCCGGCUGCCAAGACGACUGGCGAAGACGAAGAAGAGAUGAUUCCUCCUCUCGGGCAUCGGACCGGCAUCCGAAGCUGUCACAACACGGCAUCUCCGUCGUGCACGACUCCCCCUCGGUCGGCCGGAACAUGCGCGACCACAGCGCCUUCAGCAUCGAAGCCGUCAUCGACCCUUCCAUCAAAGGCCACAACCAACUCCUCCAAAACCCCCAAGGAAGCCAUGGAAGCCGCGCGAAAGCAGUACGAAGCGACGCGCACGGGUCCACUCGCAGUCUUCGGCGCCAGCGCAGCGCUCCUCUUCGCCCGCAUCCCAGAACUGUACGAGUCCCACGAAUUCCACUCCCUGCCCCCGACAGACCUGCAGGCUUUCCUCGCCCACCCGGACAGACCCAGUACCGAGCUCUGGAUGCACGGCGGGCCCUUAUUCUUCACACCGGCACCGUCGAUCCGCAAGACUCCGUCCUCGCUGUCGAAGGGCUCUGCCAGAACCUCCUCGCCCGCGGCUCUCUGUGCCUGCGCAGUCCGGAUCCGGAUCCUAGAGACUUCCCCGUGAUCGAUCCCGCCUACUGUUCGGAAGCGUAUGAUUGGCGCAUCGCCAUCGAGACGACAAAAGCCCAGCUGAGGAUCUUGCAAUCUCCGACGAUACGGUCGAUUCUCCGGAAGACGAUCCACGGGCCCGGGGAGCGGAAUGCGGACGGUUCCAUCACGCUGUGCGAACCGGGCGACGAGGAAGCCAUACGCAGGUUUCUCAGAGAGGAGCUGAAUCACGGAUUCCACGCCAUGGGUUCUUGUGCCAUGGGCCGUCAAGGCGACCCGGACCGCGUCGUGGAUACCGAUUGCAACGUGGUCGGUCUGGAAGGCUUGCGGAUCGCUGACAUGAGUGUCUGUCCUAUCCUGACCAACAACCAUACGCAGAUCAAUGCAUAUCUCAUCGCAGAGAGGUGUGCGCAAGCAAUGCUCGGAGAGAAGCGUGAGCAUCGUCUUGCGGCAAAUAAGUAA